This is a messenger RNA of Drosophila mauritiana, 2025 nucleotides long. RefSeq lists its product as uncharacterized. The transcript has 2 exons. The record is from RefSeq and is a predicted model, not a curated record. Gene Ontology annotation, biological process: axon guidance. The coding region runs from base 645 to 1916 and encodes 423 amino acids. Lineage: Eukaryota; Metazoa; Arthropoda; Insecta; Diptera; Drosophilidae.
AAUUAGCUGGGCAAAUAUGCGAAGAUUUUACAGCCUCGCAAGUGGCAGAGAUUAAACGAAACGGAGCACAGCUCCGGAGUAAUGACAAAUGUUUUCCCUCAUCUCCACUUGGCAAAUCAAUAAAACUGAAUUUCAUACAGAUAGAUAGCCGAAGGAUAUACAGUAUAUGCAUAUGUUUAUUGCUAAGAUAAAUUCCCCAGCAGCAAAACAGUAAACAGCAGAGAUAUAUACAAAAAAAUAAAGGAGAGCUUUAAUGCCAACGAUCAAUAUUUGUGCAACAAAUCAGCAAUGAGAGCGGCCUGUAUCUGUGAGAUACAGAUACCAUUUUUUCAACCCAAAACCGUACGAGAUGCGUGAGGCGAAUUAACACCGAUGCGUUAACACAAUUAGUUGAAAAGUGAAAAACGGCAUAAAGUAGAAGCUGGGAGAUUAAAUAAAAUAAAAUCUAUAUGCCAAUCGGGAGUGUCGACAAAAAGCGGGCCAGCGAUUUUGCAACUUUACACUCGACGCCCGUUUUCAGUCGCGCAAUGAAGCUCCAGCAUCGCGGCUGAGUUAAAGAAAGAAAUAUAUACGAAAGCACAUGUGCCGACUGUACUAAAACUAAGUGAUAAAAAAAUAUUACAGAAUAUAUAUAGUUCUGAACGAUGGCUGACUUACUAAAGGCUCUGAAUAUUACGGGCAACCUGCUGGCAGGCCUCGAAGAUGCCGGCAAUCUAACUAUUGCAACUGCCACAACCACAACUUUAAGUGAAGGCCUCAAUGGCAAUGCAACGACCUUGGAUGCCGCAGCAUCCACCAGUAGUGGCGAAAAACUCGAUCUUGGCGGCUUCGAUCUGCCCGGCAAUUACUCCAUACUCAUUAACAAACUGGAGCAGCUGGCCUUGGGCUUGGACUCGGCCUUGGGAAAUUUCACCAUCGAUCGCCAGGAGGUCGAGAUCAAUUUAAGUGGCGCAGCCACGGCCAACGACGUUGCCGAUGUGGCUGACGAUCUCUUCGAUGUCCUGCCAGCUGCUCGGGCACCUCCGCCGCAUAUAGCGCACGGAUCAAGGAUAUAUACGGGCGACGAUGGUCAGGACUUUGCCCACGUGGUCAGCGAUAUCUGGAUUGGAGUCAUCCUUACGCUGCUCAUCGUCUUUGUGAUAUUCUUCAUAUGCGCUUGCUUCGUUUAUCAUAAAUUCCAGCAGUGGAAGAAUUCAUACCGCGCCAAUCACAGUGAUCCCACGAUCGAGAUCUGCCGCCGCUGUCCGCCGGACUACGAGGCGGAAUCGCUGCCCUCGUACACGAUUGUUUCCGGACUGCCAACGUACGACGAUGCACUGGAGGAAUUCCGCAAGGCGGGCAUUAUUCUUACACCCGCCGUCGUGCCCAUCAUCAAGAUCUUCGAGUGCAACGAGACCGGCAAGGAGCAGGCGGUGGGCUACAGCCUGGUGGAGACGAACAUAGCGAGUGCGGAUGCUGCCGCGGAUAAUGUGUCGCUGGCCUCGACCACCUGCAAUUGUGGCAACUCCUCGCCCACCUCAUCGCUGCCCAGUUACAGUGCCGCCACGGCGGCUGUGAUGGCAGCGGCGGCUGCUGCUACUCCGCAGGUGAUUGAACUAUCACCGGAACACCUGGCCUCGUUGUCCCAGAAGCGUCUCUCCCUGCAGAUCUCAUUCAAUAACUCGGUGCGCCGGCAGUCGCCGCUCAGGAAUCAUCUGCUGAGAUCCCGAGCGGUGGGAAAUACCGCCGGAGUGGGUCCAUCGGAGGCAGCCGGUCCUGCCAUUCACGGGUCGGGAGCUCACGGAGUCCAUGGCGGCGGAGGUGCCACCAUUAUGCCCAUUCUGCAUCGCUCCUCCUCCACAAUUUCACUGUCCCACGAACGCCAGUUGCUGGAUCAACGCCUCAGGCAUUUGCAUCAUCGCGGUUCCCUCUACUGAGAACCCAUAUAGAGCAUUCAAACUGCCUGACUAAUCCUUCCUAAAGGGUAUUCCCUACGUUAUUCAUAUCCCAAAAGUUGUUAGUUUUAAGAUACAGACAUAAUAAACA